Messenger RNA from Cercospora beticola, 3377 nucleotides. RefSeq lists its product as uncharacterized. Gene Ontology annotation, cellular component: plasma membrane. Gene Ontology annotation, molecular function: calcium-activated cation channel activity. The record is from RefSeq and is a predicted model, not a curated record. NCBI's taxonomy places the organism in Eukaryota, Fungi, Ascomycota, Dothideomycetes, Mycosphaerellales, Mycosphaerellaceae.
AUCGCAAACAACAAAAGAGCGGUCGUCGUUUCUCCAAAAUCUGCGUCGCGUGUCUGGGCAAGCGCCAUCUAAUCUGAAGCUUCCGUCAUAGCGCGUCGAUCUCGAGAAGAGGCUAGGAGCAGGGGGGACAAGCGCCCGUGCCUGCUGUGUCUGCGUGUUUGACAACGCUGUACAUUGGCAACUGCUUCUCUUCGCGCGACCGCCGACCACCACCGCUGCUGCUUCUGCCACCUUUCCGCUCUCUCUCCCACCCACAAGCCCGCAUUGGCGCGACAUUCCCAUCCACGCGCAUUCCCAUUGCAUCCAGCAGGUUUUUAUUUCCUUCUUCCCGGAGGCGCUACGACGGCAUUGAGAGCUCCUCCAGGAGCACACCAGCCGCGCCAGGAUGGGUUCCUGCUUGUCGGUUGAUCAGAGCCAGGACCAGAAUCAAGGCUCGUCCCAGGAGAGCGAGAACAACUCCAGCUCCGCAUCGCAGUUGUUGUCGACUUUGGCACCAGUUGCCAUCUUCGCUCUCGUCUGGGCGAUACUCUUCCUCGUUCUCAGGAACAGAUUUCCGCGAUAUUACCGGCCGCGGACGUUCGUUGGCAGUCUUCGCGAAAAUGAACGCACGCCGCGAGUUGAUGGAGGCCUCGUUGGCUGGAUCAAGGGAUUCUGGGAGCUGCCUGACACUCAUGUCCUCAAUCACCACUCCUUCGAUGGCUAUCUCUUCCUCCGCUUCCUCAAGAUCUCGGUCGUGACCUGCUUCGUGGGCUGUGCCAUCACCUGGCCAGUUCUCUUCCCCAUCAAUGCCACCGGUGGUGGAGGCAAGCAGCAGCUGGAUCUUCUCACCUUUGGAAAUGUGACCAACAAUUACUACAAGAUGUUCGCCCACGCCGGAUGCGCCAUCAUCUUUUUCAGCUUCGUCAUUUACAUGAUCACUCGUGAGAUGAUCUACUAUAUCAACCUCCGACAGGCUUACCUUAUGUCACCGCUAUACGCCAGCCGUCUCUCGUCUCGCACUGUUCUCUACACCUCGAUUCCGGAGGAGUACAUGGACGAAGGCAAGCUCCGAAGCAUGCUCGAGCCAGGUGUGCGCAAGAUCUGGCUCGCAACCGAUUGCAAGGACCUCGAGGAGAAGGUUGAGGAACGCGACAAGGUGGCCAUGAAGCUCGAGGCCGCUGAGACCAAGCUCAUCAAGACUGCAAGCGCGAACAAGUUGAAAGCGAACAAGAAGAGCGGAAAGAAUGCCAACGCUGGCGCAGAGGAAGCAGCAGUGGGAGAUGGGCACGCGGGCUUCGCACAAUACCUCAACCAAAAGGACCGCCCAACUCACAAGACCAAGUUCAUCGGUGGCAAGAAAGUGGACACGAUCGAAUGGUGCCGAAGCGAGCUUACGAGAAUCAUCCCGGAGGUCAACGCGGAACAAGCGAAGCACAAGUCCCACCAGGCAACUCGGCUCAACUCUGCCUUCGUGGAAUUUGACACCCUCAGCGCAGCCCAGGCGGCGUAUCAAAGUUUGACACACCACCAGGUUCUUCAGAUGUCCCCACGAUUCACGGGAAUGACACCAGGCGAGGUCAUUUGGUCCAACCUUAGGAUCCAGUGGUGGGAGCGUCUUGUCAGGAAAGUGUCUACCACUGCCUUCGUUGUUGCUCUGAUCGCCUUCUGGUCCAUUCCUGUAGCAGUGGUCGGUGCCAUCAGCAACAUCGACAAGCUUACAACUUGUCUGCCAUGGCUCGGCUUCAUCAACGAUAUUCCACGGACCAUUCUCGGCGUCAUCACUGGCCUCUUGCCGGUCGUGUUGCUUGCUGUCCUCAUGGCUCUUCUCCCUAUCAUUCUGCGUCUCAUGGCCAAGCUUGGAGGUGCACCGACUCGUAGCGCCGUCGAGCUCACGGUCCAGCACAGCUACUUCGCUUUCCAGCUCGUCCAGGUCUUCUUGGUUGCUACCCUCGGUUCGGCCGCUUCCUCUGUCAUUCAGGGCGUCGCUCAAGACCCAAGCAGCGCUCCGAUGCUCCUGGCUUCCAACAUCCCGCUGGCUAGCAAUUUCUACCUGUCUUACUUCAUCCUUCAAGGUCUUGCCAUCGUCAGCGGUCUCCUCGUCGGCCUGGUUGGUCUGGUACUCUUCCUCGUCCUCGGCAAGAUUCUCGACAAGACUCCUCGCAAGAUGUACAACAGGUGGAUCUCACUAUCUGGACUUGGAUGGGGUACACUAUUCCCCGUCUACACCAACUUGCUGGUCAUCGCCAUCUGCUACGCUGCCAUCGCACCACUUGUCCUCGCCUUCGCAGGCAUCGGUCUCUUCUUGUUCUAUUUCGCAUACCGAUACAACUUGAUGUUUGUCUCCAACGUCCAGGUUGAGACCAAGGGCCUAGUCUACCCACGAGCUCUGGGACACUUGUUUGUUGGUCUUUACGUCGCCGAAGUGUGCCUUAUCGGUCUUUUCGCGAUCGCCACGGGACAGAGCAUCGGAGCACUUGGUCCAUUGAUCCUUAUGAUUAUCAUGCUCAUCUUCACCGCGCUCUACCACAUCAGCUUGAACUCCGCAAUGGAGCCAUUGCUGAACUAUUUGCCAAAGUCACUGGAUGCUGAAGAGCGCCACCUAUUGGCGAUCGAGCAAGGUAGCGCCGACGGUGUCGAGGGUGAGAAAUUUGCUGCUAAGGACGUACCCGCCAACGGCAAUGGUGGUAAGGCCGCCCUUGAUGGACCAAACCGCGACUUGGGACCAGCUCCACACAAGAAGCCCAAUUUGUUCGUCAAGUGGCUCCGCCCAGACAUCUACACCGACUACAAGACCAUGCGACGACUGGUACCAAAGGAAAUCGCAAUUCACUACGACGAGGAUACAUCAGCGAAUGCCUUCUACAACCCAGCCAUCUCCAGCCCAACUCCUCUCCUCUGGGUGCCACGCGACAACCUCGGCGUCAGCCGACAGGAGGUUGCAGACACCAGCAAAGUCAUCCCAAUUACCGACGAAGGUGCCUUCCUGGAUGAGAAGAACAAGAUCGUAUGGGAUGCCGAGGAUGGACGUCCUCCGAUCUACGAAGAGAAGAUCUAUUACUAGGCUUCUCAGUAAUGACUGUCAAACGUGCAUACGUGGCCACAGUACACGUGAUACCCCCCCGAAAACACCGGUUUCCUGAUACUCGUUUGGAAAGUUUUGAUGGCUUGAGGGCUUUUGAGCUUUCGUUGGCCCGGCAUGGCGAGAGCGAUGAUACCAGUAUGGACGCGAAUGUUUCUGCAGAAGCGUGCCUUUUUCUUGAUUGUUUGCAUUUCCUUUACACGCUUGCGGAGUAGUAAUUACAUUGCAUGGAUGGAUACCCUUAUCCUCAGUGGGAUAUGCAUACGCACGUAUAUGGAGGUACGAGCAAUGAAUAUGACUUUGUCGAUGACCUCAGCAA